This is a messenger RNA of Rotaria sordida, 13200 nucleotides long. NCBI's taxonomy places the organism in Eukaryota, Metazoa, Rotifera, Eurotatoria, Philodinida, Philodinidae. The record is from the annotation of a GenBank genome assembly.
AUGCCACAUUUGUCUACAAUGCGACAAACAACAAAUGUUACUGCAGAUUGUCCAUUACUAAAAGUUGAUACUUAUGGCGAUGCACUACUUCGUACAUUAUACUCUUUUAAACCACCUUCAUCUCCAAUGUCAUUAUAUGCUUGUCAGCAACAUCGUCGUUCCUAUCCUCAGUCAACAACGGUGUCACAAUCGAUUGUAAAUGAAUUAGUGAACGGCUCUUCAGAUAAUCAACAAUCAUUAGCUGAUCCUUCUUCGUUAUCCUCUUCGUCAUCAUCAUUAUUCAGUUCAACAUCAUCGUCUUCAUCAAAUAAUACGAGUGCAAAUUAUUUUACACUCGAAGCACAUUUACCAUUAGUUAAAAAUAAAGUUGAAAAAUUAGAAAAAUUUCAAAGAUUACUUUCUCGUUUGGAUAACGCUUAUAAUUCUAAUACAAAUAAUAAUAAUAAUAAUAAUCAAAAUAUGUCAACAUCAGCUUUACCACCACCUUCACCAAUACAUAUUACUGAUCGUUAUGUAUUUCGUUCACCUUCAAAUGAUAAGCGAGUUUCGAGAAUAUCACCAACAACAACAACAGGAACAAGAAAAAAUAAAUUAAGUAAUAAUCCAAAAUCAUCAUCAUCAUCAACACCACCAUCAGCAAGAAAACGUUAUAAAUUUUCAUCGGUUACAACUGAUCAAAAUAAUAAUAAUGUUUAUAAAUUUCCUAAUGAACAAACAGAACUACGAUCACAUUCAACAGAUUCUGAUCGAUAUUAUUUUCCUUCAACUGAUCCAACUAAACAACCACAACAAACAUUAACAUAUAUUCGUUCUGGUAAUGGAUUAGAACCACAUACAAUUACUUUUAUUGAAGGAAAAUCAUCAAAGAUUGAUAAAACUUCACUACCGACGUCAAAGUCAACACAACCAACAACUAUCAUACCUGAUACACCUUAUCUGUUUUCAAAGACAAAAGAACCACAUCCACAUUCAACUUUAACAUCAUUAGUUAACCCAGAAGAUGCAUGGAUAAAACAACGUCAACAACCACAAAUUAUCUUUGAUAGUACAACUGAUUUAUCACCAAGUUCACAAUUAAAACGUCCACGUACAUCAAGUACAAGUCCUGAACAUCGACAAACAAUGAAACGUUCACCAACACGUAUGGAUACAAUAACAUCAACAAAUGGUUCAUUAUCAACAUUAAGACGAUCACCACCAACUAAAAUUCAAAAUGUUCGUUUUGAUCCAUCAUCAACACCACGUUCAUAUUUAGAUGAAGCGCGCGAACGUUUAGCUGGUAAAAAACGUGGACGAUCACCACAAGCAUUUCAACAAUCUGUUGAUCGUCUUGUUUCAUCAACAAAUCAAAAAUAUCUUCAACAACAAAUUCUUUCACCACCAAUAUCAUUUCAACAACAAGAUUAUUAUAUUAGUCAAUAUUAUGCACAAGAAGAACCACCUAUUGAUUAUCCAAUGGAUAGUGAUGAUGAUGAACCACAAAAACGUUCAUUAAUAUAUCAUCGUGGUUUAAAUACAAAUCGUACACAUACACAAAUUAUGAAAAAUGUUAAUAAAAGUUUAAUUGAUGGUAAUUAUACAGCUGAUAUGAAUCGUAUUAAACAAUUAGAUCAAAAUUUUCAUCGUUAUUUACGUUCACUUGAAAAUCAAUCAUUACAACGUGAAUUAAAUUAUGAUCUAAUACGUUGUUUUUCAUCAACAUAUUUAGAUGAUUUAAGACGAGAAGAAAAUCGACAUUUUCAAACACGUUCUAAUAUGCGUUCAUAUACAUAUGAAGAUAUACAAGAUAUUCAUAUGUCACCAACAUUAGAAGCAUAUAAAAUGAAACGAGCUAUUGACAGAGAAAGACGUCUACGAUUAAGUACAAGUUUUGAUGGACAAAUAACAUCAUCAACACCAACAUCAUCAAUUGGUGCUGGACUUUUAUCACCAUUAUUAUCAUCAUAUAGUCCAAUUAUGAUGGGAAGUUUAAAUGAAAAUAUGGACGCACAAUCAGGCGGUUUUGAGACUGAUCGUCGAUCACAAAAAUCGCAUACUUCAACUGCACAAACUCCAAUACCUCCUCGUCCAGGUUAUGUUGCACCUGGUGCAAAUGUUGAUUUAUUUUAUGAAAUAAUGCAAGAUCGUUUUCGUGGUGUUGAUGCAUCAAUUGCUGGUCAAGUAUCAAAUGCAUCACAAUAUACAAAACAAAAACUUCAUCAUCAACCAAUAACAAUAUCACAAAUAAAACCUGUUGAUCAUGAUAGUGAUGUUGAUAUUAGAUCAAAUUCAUCAUUUUGGUCAGAUGAAGAAGAAGAAGAACAAAUUAUAGAUGAUAAUCAACGUAAAACAAUACCAAAUCAAAAACAAUUAGCACGUUAUUUAUCAACUGUUAAUCGUUCAUUACUUGAUCGUCCAAGUCAUCUUAUUGCUGAUUUUUAUAUAUCAAAAUUAAAUCGUAGUAUGAAAGAAAGUGUACGAAAUGUUGAAACAAUUGCACGUGAUAAAGCACUUAUGAGACAAUAUCGUAAUAGAGAAUUUAUUGAUGAAACAACUAGUAAAUUAGGUCGUAGUUUAUCUGCUGAACAUUUAUACCAAGUACGAAAAGAACAUUUACGUUAUAGACAACCAUUUACAACGCCAACAUCAUUUACAGUUGAAGAUGUUGCUGAUAUUUAUAAACCAUUUGUUUUGGAAAAUUAUAAACGCAAAAUUGCUAUUGAACUUGAAAGACGUCGACGAGAAAAACAAGGACAAUUAAUGGCUGGUAUUGGCAGUCCACCGAUGUACACAUCUGAAACAACUUUUAGUAAUGCUGCACUCAAAGCUACUCAACCACCAAUAAUUGAAGUUCCUAUAAUUCCAAUCGUUGAUCGUCAACAUCGUCCAAUAAAAUUAACUUCUACAAGUACUCUCCGUAUAAAUGAACCAAUCGAUAAUGAAUUAAUUGUUGUUCGACCACAAGUUGUUCAAACGCAAAAAAUUCACACAAGUCGUGCACGUCGAACAUUAACUGAUGAUGGUAGUGCUGAUGUUGUUCAUCAUGUUGGUAUUAUUGCACCACCACCAUCCUAUACAACUGCUAAACAACGUUUAACACCAAAACCAACAACUAUAACAACAAAGAUAACAGAACAAUAUGAAAGUCGUCAUAUAUUAACUGUUCCUCCUCCAGAUUUUGCUGAUCGUACACGUGUUUAUGUUCGAAAAGAUCGAGCACAAAGUAAUGUUGUUCAACCAACUUCAGAUGAUCUUAUUGAAGGUGCAUUAAGUACUUCACAACAAAUACUUUUCAAAGAUCUCGAUUAUGAUCCAAAUCUACAAAGAGCAGUUCAGAUCAUUACACCAGCACAAGCUACAAUAGUAUCACCUCGUUCUCCAACUAAAAUUUAUACACCAUCAUCAAAUAUUGAAAAAAUUCCAAUAUUUCAUGCUGAUCGUGUUGAAAGUGCAUCAGGAAAUCAUGAUUUAUCUAUGGUUAAUAUAAAACAUGUAUUAACAUUAAAUCAAGGUGAAAUAAAUGAAUUAACUUUAUUAGCACAACAAGCUCAACGUCUUCAAAUACCUCCAAAUGAUUAUGAUCAUGCUAUGAUUAUUCUUACACCUGAACAAACUCAACAUCAACAUAGUAUUAGUCCUCGACCACUUUUAUUAGCUGCUGCUAAUAUAGAUCAAUUAAGUGAUCAACAAAAUGAACAAGUAACACGUCGUAUUGAUGAAGAAAUUCAACGUCAACGUACACAAUUAAUAGCUCCAAUAGCUGAACAUAUGGCAAAAGUUGAACAAGAUAUACCAGUAUUUGAAAAUAUUUCAAUAGCAAAUAUACAUCAAUAUUCUCGAAAUAAAUUAAAUGAAAUAGCAGUUGAUAGUGGUAUUGUUUCAUUAAAUACAUCACAAGCAAGUGAACAACCAUUAAUAUUAAAUGCAUCAAAAAUGAAUCGAUUAGAUCAAUAUGAUGAAGAACAUUUAGAAAAUAUACAUGAAGAUGAUUAUUAUCGAAGACGUAUACGUGCAUUAGAUCUUUUACGUCAAGUUGAAAUCGAUCCUAAUUCAAAUAUUCGACCUGUUCAUGCUGAUCACCUUAAUAUAUUUGAAAAUAUAACAAAUAUACCAUCAUCAAUAUUUACAACAGAACAAACAAAAAUUAUUGAUCCUGAACAAAUUGAUCAAAUUCAAACAUUACAACAUACAGAUGAACCAGUUAUAUAUGAAACAUUAGAUCAAAAUUUAAUUGAUAGAACACCUAAUAUAGAAUAUUUAAGUAGUUCACAUGUUGAACAAGAUAAUCAACUAACAAAUCGAUCAAAAGAAAAUUUAAUUAAUUGGGGAAAUAUAAUUCCUAUUAAACAACAUCGAUCAAUAGAAAAACGAUUAUCUGAUACAAUUUAUGAACAAACAAAACCUUUUAUUCAAAGUCAAUUAGAUCAAAAAGAAAAUCUUCAAUCUAAACAAGAACCUAUUCAACAUUUAGAAACAAUUAAACUGAAAAAAGAUAUUAUUUAUAAUUAUGGUGAAAGAAAUGAAAUUCCAUUAUCUCGAACAUCAUCAUUUGGUUCUGAUAAAGAUUUAAAAAUACAAUCACAUGAUUCAGCUGCAAUUAAAUAUGAUCAUCAUCAUAUUGUACCUCUCGACGGUAUAACACAACCAUUAUAUCAUCAUCCACCCGUACAAACACAUCAUGAUCAAGAACAUAUAUCUGUGGAUAUUGAUGAAGAACCAAUGGCUGUACAACUCGAAACAUCUUGGGUAACUGAUGUUUCACAUGGACGUGCAUCAUUUAUUGAUUCUGUUCAAACAUUAAACGCUCCUAAAACGCUUACUGAGCCAAAUCUCCAAGCUUUGCUGCUCGAAGAGCUGGCUACUGCUACUACUGCUCUACAUGAACAGCGUGCUACACCGAUAAUUCAAAGUGAUGAUCGUGAAAAAAUUUUUCAAAAAAUUGAAGAAAAUAAUCGUAUACCCGUUAUUGUUUAUGAUACUGAUUGGAAAGAUGAAAAUACUAAACCUAUUUCAAAUGAAAUUCAAUCUAAUAUACAAAAUGCACAAGAACAAUAUUCAACAACACAUAAAUAUGAACAAGCUAAAAUAACAAAACCAAAAUCUAUAUUAUCACGUGAACGUUAUGAACAUAUUGAAAAUAAUAAUCAAGAAAUCAUACAACAAAUUGGAAUAAAACCUAUUCCACGUGAUCGUUCUAUUGAACGAAUUGAAUCAAAAAAUAAAUUUGAAUAUUCAAAAAAACAAGAUCAAAAAAUUUUAUGUCGUCCUAUAGAUAAUCAUCUAGAUAUUCAUGAUGAACAAAUAUCAUCAUUAUCAGAUGAUUCAUUUCUUACACAAUAUCAACAAAAAUCACAUAUAGAUAUUGAUGAACCAAUUAUUUUAGAAAAACCUCUUCAUUCGACAUCUUUUCUAACACUAAAUUAUCCAUAUCAGAAUCAAGAAUUAAAUCGACCAUGGCAACGAGUAUUUGAUCAACAAUUUUCUGAUCAAUAUCAACAUUUACAACAACAACUUCGAAUUCACACAGAACAACCAUUACAAUUAUCUGAUCGUUCACUUCUUACAUAUCAUCAACCAAAAUCAAUUCUUUUAGAAAAAUCAUUACAUUCUAUACCUCUAAAUUAUGCUCAAUAUAAUCAAGAAUUAGAUCCAUCAUGGCAACAAGUUGUUGAUCGAAAUUUUUUUGAUUCAUAUGAAAAUUUACCACAACAUUUACAAAUUCAAACUGAAAAGCCAUCGAAAUUAUCCGAUAGUUCACUUGUUACACGACAUCAACCAGAAUCAAAUAUAUAUGUCGCCGAGCCAAUUAUACCUGAAGCUUCUUUUUGUUCUACUGCUUUUUUAACACUAAAUUAUGCACAUCAUAAUCAAGAACAAAGUUCUUCAUGGGAACAAGUUGUUGAUCGACAAUUUUCUAAUCAAUAUCAACAUUUACAACAACAUGUUCGAUAUCAAUCUGAUCAACCAUCACCACGAUAUUUACCAUUAAUAACACCAGCAGCUAAUGAACGUAUAAUAAAAGAAUCUGAUAAUUAUGUUAGCGAAUUUCAUCAAGUACCUUUAUUACAUGAAAAUAUUCGUCUAAAACAAUGUGAUAAAAUUUCUCUUUUACCUUCAACACAAAUCAAUCAAUCAAGACCAAUCUAUCGUGUACGACAAAAACAAAUAUCAACAAAUGAUGAAUAUGAUUAUUCAGUCAUAUCAUCAAUUCAUUCAAAUCGUAUCGAUCGAAUAGAUACAAUUUCAUAUGAACCAAUGUAUUUUGAAAAACGACCAGUUAUGAUUGAUAUUGAAGUUCGUGUACGACCAAAAUAUUCUGAAACAUCAUCAAUAUAUGAUAUGGAAUCAUUUUUAAAUCGUUUUGAAGAAAGUCUUGAACCUGAACAACAUUUACCAUUAGUUGAUCAAAUAUCUCUAUCAUAUGCAACAUCAAUACGAUCAAUGCAUGAUAGUACACAACGUGCUAUUGAACGAUAUGAAAAAAAAUAUCCAUUUUUUAAUCGUUCAUUACCUAUUGAAUGGUUACAACCAACAAUAUUACCACAUGAUGAACAAUUUGUUGAACAAUUAAUUGUAGAAAAAAGUCUUGAAACUAUGCAACAACAAAAACAACAACAGGUAGAGUUGAAAACUAAUAUUGAGUGUUUGGAUUUUGUUGUUGCUGCUGCUGCUGCUACUGCUAAUGAUGCUUAUUCUAUUGAUGAGAGGUUCGAAGAUGAGAUAUCAAAUAGUUUAAAUAUAAAAAAUAUCAAUAAUGAACAAGAUAAUAAUUCUAUAGCUGUAGCUAUGGUUGUUAGUCAUUGUUCACCAACAAGUGACUAUGAAACAGAUUCACUUGAUAAAGAUAAUGAUACAAUUUCUACGGCGGCUAGUAUUGGUGCUUGUCAUAUUCAUACAACUACACCAAUAAUGACAACAACAACAACAAUUUUACCAUCACUAUCAUCAGAAACACUAUCUAAUAUACCUGUUGAUUAUUUACUUGAUACAUUAGUAAAUGAAAAAAAAUCUCCAAAUAAUCGUACAAAAGAUUUUUUAUUAACAAUUGAUUUUGAUCAAUAUAAAGAUAAUCAUAUACAUCAUGCAAAAGUAAAUGAACUCGAACAAGAUACUACUACUACUACUACUAAUAAUAAUAAUAAUAUAUUAUUAUAUAAUUUUAAUGACUAUCAACAAGAAUUUUUAAAUAUUUUUUUUGAACCUGAAUAUUUUCAUUUACCUAUUAUUAAUGAAAUAAUAAUCUAUCAAAUAAAUUUUCAUAAUCAAUAUUCAAAUUUUUUAUUACCAAUUAUUCAUUAUGAUGAUAAUAUAUUAUCAUCAAAUGAAUAUAAAAUAACAAAUGAACAAGAAAUUUUUUCAAUUGCACAAAUCAAUUAUCAAUACGAUUAUGAAGAAAAAGAAGAAAAUCUUAAAAAUAUAUCAUAUAAAUAUGAACAACUAUCUUAUAUCGAACAUUAUUAUAUUCAAUCAUUAAAUCCAUUUUCUGAAACACUUUAUGUUAAUAUUAUUGAACCACCAAUAAUCAUGGAAAAUGAAGAUGAUCAUUCGACAUCAAGUAUUUUACCUGAUCUUAUUCCAUCAUCAUCAUCAACAACAACAACAACAACAACAAUAAUAAAACAAAAUGAGGAAUAUAUUGAACAUGGACCGAAAGAAGUAAAUAUUUUACCAACAAGUCCAUCAAUUCAACCAACACCAUUACAUCCAUCAUUUGAUUCACCUGAUAGAGCUCGACAAACUAUACAAACCAAUGAUUUAGAACACUUACCCGAACAGGAAUAUAUCACAAUACGUUCAGCCACGCCUACGCCAUCUAUGCGUAUAGUUCGUCCAUCACGUCCCGGUCCUUUUAUUGAACAACCAAGAAUGACCGAAACGAUUGACUUUCAAACUGAUCAAUCUACGAGAAUUCCUUAUACACGUGAAACACAUAAUCUUCAUUAUGCAGCAACAACAUUACGAGAUCAAUCAGAUCAUUUACCACCAAAACAUUUACCUGUUGCACAUAUACCUGAUUUUGAACGUGCACGUAUAGUAUCAAGUUCAACUGUACCAUUUGAUAAUCUUAAUAAAACAGAAGUUCUUGUACGUGAUACAAUUGUUCAACAUGUAAGUGAAGAUGAAAAAUCGACAUCAAGUGAAGAAGUUAUUUUUGAAGAAUGGAGUGAAGAAUAUCGUUGUCGUCGUAUAGAUGAAUAUGAUAAAAAAACAAAUCAAUUAUUACGUUCAACUAUUGAUCAAACAGGUGAUCGUGUUAAAAGUGAUGUUAUUAAAGAAGAAUAUAAAGAAAAGAAUGAACGUAUUAAAGGACAUAAAAGUUAUGAUGUUAUUAAAGAAGUUUAUAGACGUGUACCAGCUCAUACAAUUGAUCCAACAAAAACAACAAUUGUUUCUAUUGAAUGUUCACAAAGUCCUGUUUAUGAGGAAAUAUCAUCACAACCACCACCAUCUUCAACAAUACGAACAACAACAUCAUCAUCACCUGGUCGUCAAAUAAUUUCUGAAAUUACACCACAAGAUCGUCAUUGGUCUUCAGAAGAUCUUUAUACAACAGAAAUAGUUUAUGAUUCAAAACUUGCUCGUGAUAUUGAAUCAAUAGCAAAUGCUGAACGUUUUAAUACAAAAUUUGAUUCAACAACUCCACCAUCAUCGUCAACAGCAACAAUUUAUGAUCGUGUACGUCCAGGUCAAUAUAUACCAAUACCAUCAACAAGUCAAACAAUAACAUCAAGAGUACCAUCAUCAACUUAUGAUCAUAUAACAAAUAUAGUAACACCAUCAACAUAUAUAUCUGAUCGUCGACAACAACAACAACAACAACAACAACAUGAAGGAACAGUUAGUGAAGAAUAUCAUGUUGAAGUUAAACAACAACAACAACAAUAUGCUGAUCGUCAUAUACCAUCAAAUCAAUAUCAAACAUCAAUAAUUAGUCCACAACAACAACGACAUGAAUUAUCAGAAGAUGAUAUUUCAGAUCAAUAUGGUACAACUGGUGAUCGUUCAUAUUAUGAUUUAUCAACAAUAAUUACUGAAGCUGGACAAAAACGAGAUUCAGAUUGGAGAAGUAAACUUAAACAAAUUUAUACAGCAACAUCAGAUGAUGAUCAAUUCGAUCAGUUUGGAAAAUCAAUAGAUGGUAAUUAUACAGCACAACGAGUAACUAUUGUACCAACAAAUAUUCAACAACAAUUUAAAGAUACUUCAAUAAAUCUAUCUGGAUAUGAUAAAACAUUAUUCGAACAAAACAAAUUAAAAACAUCUCCCCCACUACGACAUGCAGUCAAAGAAAUACUUGUUUGUGUAUCUCGAGAAUCAUCACCAGAUAAACAGUUUCAUCAACAAAUUUAUCAUCUUCAUUCAUCAUCAGAUGAAGAUGAACAGAAAAAUAAAAGAUUGGUACUAGUUGAUGGUAUUCGAUCACGUGAAACAAUUAAAAAAAUUACUUCAACAUCACGUACAGAUGAUGAUCGUCCACAACCACCAAAACGAUCAUCAUCAUCAUCAUCAAUUAUUGAUGAACGUCGAUCAAGAUUUGAACAACAACGAUUUGAUAGUACAAAUGAUUUAGUAGUAAAUAGAACUGAUCGACCAACAUAUAGUCGUGUUGGAGUAUUAAGAAAUACAUUUGAAUCACCAACAAAUGGAAAUAUAAAAGAUGAUUUAUCAAAAUUUAAAACACCGGUAUCAACUAGUUUCACUGAACAACGACGACGAGUAUUUGAAGAACAAGAUCAAAUCAAUAAAGGAUGGGCAUCAACAGAUCGUCGAUCGAUUGAUGACUUUGACUCAAAUGAACGUCGUGUAAGUGAAACAUAUACAGCUCCAUCACGUGUUACAGAACAUAUAUCACGUAUUGAAAGUACUGAUUCAAAAUCAACAUCUCGUAUACAAUCAACAGAUCGUCUUAGUAGUACAGGAUUUGAUACAAUGAAAUCAUCAUUAGAACCAUCAAUGAUAAAAACAACUGAACGAUUAACAGUACCACAAACAUCAACAGAUUUAAUAAUAAAAGAUAAACGAAUAAUAUCAUCAAUUGAUUCUGAUGUAAGUGGUGCAUCACCACCUAUUUAUCAAAGUACACCAAAAUCAAUAAAACAAAAACUUGAUGAAGAUGCUGGUCAUGAAAGUGAAGAUGAAUUAAGUGAUCCAACAAAUAGACAACAACAACAAUAUGAUAUACGACGACGUACACCGAAAACACGUUUAAGAGAUUUUUCACAAAGUACAACACAACCAUUCGAUGAUAUAACAUAUAUUAGUCAACGAACAAAAUCAGCAUUUAAUGAAACAAAUAUGGAAAAUAUUCUUUCACAUGUACCAACAAGUAAAGGUAAAGGUCUUUUAAUCGAACUUUCUCCACAUAUAUCUCAUGAAGUUCCAAUAACAAGCACAACAACAACAAAACCAAUACGUGAUCCACAGAAAUAUAUUAUGGGUUCAGAUUCAGGUAUAUUUGAAUAUUCAACAGCUACAAGUCAACGUUUACCAACAAGUUCAUCAUCAUGGCGUAAUAAUGCAACAUCAUCAAUUAUUGAUGAUGUUAAUCGUACACAAACAACACGUGAUAGUGGUAUUUAUGGUGAUUCAAUAUCAGGAACAUUAAGUUCACGUUAUGGUCGACGACAAACUUCUGAUACAGAUCAAACAACAAUUCAUGGUGGAGAUGAUUCAGUAUCACGAUCAACAUAUAAAUAUGAUACAGAAAUUAUUUCUAAUGAUCAAUUUAAUCAACAAAAACAACAACAACAACAACAACAACAACGUAAUAUUCGACGUCAAGUAACAAGUACACCACCAUCAGAUUAUGAAAAUAUUGCUAAUUAUCAUAGUGGACAACGAAAAAUUCCAAUAACAACACAAACACGUACAAUUAUGACAAAACCAUUAGUUGUUGAUGAAAUUGAAACAAUUGAAACUGAAACACGUGUUGAAUGUCAAGUACAACGUACACAUGAAAUAAAAGAAUCAACAACUAAAACUGAACAAACAGGUAAUUCAAAUACACCAAAAAAAAUUAUUACAACAACAACAACAACGACAACGACAACAGGUGCUCCAAUAGUACGUUCACCUGAAUAUUCAUCUGAUGAAGCAUCACGUACAAUAGCACCAUCAAAACGAAUUUUAUUAAAUGACCGUACAUAUUAUUAUGAUUCAACAAAAUCUAAUGCUUCACCACCUGAAUCAACAUAUACACCAACAACUGAAAUUCGUCAACAAACACAAAUAUAUCGUGAGAAUGGUAUUCAUCAACAUCGUUAUGAUUCUCCACAAUCCGAUAGUAUAUCAUAUCCAAUACCACCACCACCACCAUUAGCAACAACAACAACGACAACAACAACAUUAAUACAAGAAGAAGAACCCGUACGUAUUGAAGAAACAUGGUUUAAACCAAUACAACGUGAUCGUUCACAAGAUAGUUUAUUACAAGGUUCAUCGUCACGUUCAAAUAUUCGUACAUUAAGUUCUGGUCCACCACGUACAAUGGAAAUAACAUCAUUAAGUCCACAAAAUCAAGUUACAUUUGGUAAAUAUACACCAAAUGAAAUAAUUGCUAUUGUUCGUGUACCAGAAUUAUCUCAUGGUGUUGGUAUGAAACCAAGUCCUUCAACAAUAAAACAUGGAACAAGUGAACCUGAACUUAAUGCACGAAUAAGACAAGAAGAAGAACAACAACAACGUUCAAAAUUACAUUAUGAACGUAUUCAUGCAUCAAGUUAUCGUCCAUCAACAAUAAAUCAAGAUUAUCAACAAAGACAAAGUCGAUCACGAAUAAGUCCGUACGAUACUACAAAUGAAUAUUCUUCUUCAUUAGGUGCUCAUGCACGUUCAUCAUCAUAUCAUUCAAUUUUACACGAACAAGAUCGACAACAGCAACUAGACCAAGAUCAAUAUUCAACUUCUCCCUAUACACAAUCAGCAUAUCGUCGACAAAUAAAACGCCGUACAGGUAGUCUUGGUAAUCUACUCGGUCCGAGUAUAGAAUUUGAAAUUGAAAUUGAAAAACGUCCACCACAAUCACCUGAACAACCAACCGUUGUUGAACUUGAUCAAUCAACACGUGCUAUUGUAACAACAUCAAAAGAUGGUCGAGUUUCAAUUCAAAAUGUAUCUGCACGUCCAGGAAAUACUGUUGUUAUUAAUAGUGAUUUUCAUUCAUCAGAUCGUUCAUUAAAUCGUUCAUCGGGUUAUUUCAGUGCUGAUGAAUUACGUUCACAAGGUCUUAAUACAAAUUAUUCAAGUGAUGAACAAUCAAGUGGUGCUACGGGUAUGAAUAUAAAUCAAAAUUCUCAAUCAUCAAACACACCAUCAACACACACAAGACGUUAUAAAAACAAUGAACAAAUUACAACCAAACUUCCAUCACAUUAUCGUACAAGACAACAAAAUAAUUAUCAACAAUUAAAUAGUGAUAAUUUUGAUAAGCUUAAUCAAAUUGUUCAUCGUUAUUAUCGACAAUCAACUAAUAUAAAUCCAAAUAAUAAUAAAACUGGUUUUAAUGAAACUAUUGAUCAAAUUGAUGCACUUUAUAAUAAUCUUGAUAUUCACACAAAUGAUAAUUAUAUUCAUGAUAAUAAGAAUCCUACAACAGCAUAUGAUUUUUCAAAAUCAAGAGCAAAUCGUCGUCAAAAUUUAUCACAAAAUUCAAAUGAAUAUUCAAUGCGUUAUUCAUCAACAGGUUUUCCAUAUAUAUCAAAUCAUGAAAAUACAACAACAACAAAUUCAAAUUUACGUCAUCUUGUAUCACCACCUGUUAUAUCAAAUAAUGAUAAACGACAUAAUGAUACAAAUCGUGCAUAUAGUGAUAAUGAAAAUUUAAAUAAUAAUAAUGAACAUAAUCGUAAUUGGGGUUCAACAUCAUUGAAUGAUCUUGUUAUGGCAACACCAAAUCGUCCAUCACAAUCAUUAUCAUCAUCAGGUAUAUUAGCUGAUUAUGCAACACCAGGUUCAAUAAGUCCAAGUUCAGGUUUUGGUUCAACACAAAAUGUUAUUUUACAACAAAAUCGUUUAAAUUCACAAGCACAAAUUGUUCAACGUAAUCGAACAUCCGUUAAACAAGUUAAACAAAAAAGUGCUGCAAAGAAAAAAAUUGGAAAUAUCCAGGGGCAAUAUAGUGAUGAAGAAGAUGAUAAUGAUUCAGCUGGUGGUCAUGAUUCACCACUAUCGGAUAAUGGCCGUCCACAACCACCAACACGAUUUUCAACUCGUUAUCAAUAA